This is a messenger RNA of Kluyveromyces lactis, 1167 nucleotides long. RefSeq names its product Tda7p (gene TDA7). NCBI's taxonomy places the organism in Eukaryota, Fungi, Ascomycota, Saccharomycetes, Saccharomycetales, Saccharomycetaceae. The record is from RefSeq and is a predicted model, not a curated record. Bases 1 to 1167 code for a protein of 388 amino acids. The transcript has a single exon.
AUGUUGUUCAACACUACCACUGACGGUACUGAUUAUUCAUCUGUUGUUUCUUCGUCAGAUACACUGACAGAAAGUUCGGAGUCGUUCUCACAAAGCGUUGCUAGUUUACGAACGGAUUACAUCAACCCUGACUCAGGAAAUUCUACGCAGCAGCCACAUGGUAUGAAGACCAGGACGGUUCUGGUAUAUCCAAACAGAUCACAUUCGGAUUCGGAUUCACCUGGCAUAGUAUCGCCAUCUACAGUUUGGGUACCGCCGUCAACAGAUGAUUCAACGUCGCAUACAGAUGUAGACACGGCAAUGGUGACGGUACUUGAGAUGAGCUCAGGACCGAGCAACAUAGUAAUGCAAACAAUUUAUCCCGAGAACACCGCGACCCAAGAAUACACAUCUGUUGAGGGUACAGAAGCUACUGCCACUGUGCCUACACCGACUUGGUUAACGUUGACCACUGAAGUACCGUCUUCUGAAACUGUGGUUUAUUACACACGAGAUUUCAUCUUUACUGACACUUCAACCACCUUUACUAAAGGACUACCGACACUUACAGUGAUACCCACAGAGGCUACUUUCACUACACCUACAGGUCCAGUUGUGACUGACACAUCUUUUUACGAAAGAUGGCUAUCUGGCGCAUUGGAUUCCAACUCAACAUCGUCUGGAUCAAAUAAAGAUACAAUAAUCGGUGGUGUAAUAGGAAGCGUGGGAGGUCUGGCGCUAAUGAUACUGGUGAUCUAUUUAUUAUUUAGGAAGAGACGAAGGAGAAAUCUUAUCGAACACGAAAAGAGCUUCUCCCACGACAUUGGGAGAAAAAUGGGAUACGACGAUAUCGGAACGUUUAUUGCACAGUCUCAGCAAACCACCAAGACUACAACCAGAGUAUCGACGACUGCUCAUAAUAAUAACAAAGUUUCAAAAAGUUUGCCCUCAGUGCCUCCAUAUGUUGCAGAUUCUGUCAGGAGGCCACAGACGACAAAUCCAUUCGACGACGAAUAUGUUGUAUCGAUUGCAGAUCCAGAGUCUCAGACGCCUUCCACAACAUCACUACAUUCAUCCUUUGUGUCAUCUUCCACCGAUGAGGGUACACAUGACACUGAAAUGUCAGUUACUUACGAUGAAAACCCACAGAACGCUCACGGAUAUUUAACGGAACUAAUCGAACACUGA